Prorocentrum cordatum is the source of this 513-nucleotide messenger RNA. Lineage: Eukaryota; Dinophyceae; Prorocentrales; Prorocentraceae. The record is from the annotation of a GenBank genome assembly.
AAGGCCCACGUCAGCCUCAUCCAGACCCACGGGGAGGACGACGGCGCCCAAGGCCCAGAUGUUGGACAGCCUCCCGGCCACGACGUCACUGAGGCAGAGGCAGCCCGCCUCGUCGUGGCGAGGCACGAGCACUACGGGCUUGCGGCGGAUGUGGACAACCUGCGAGACCGCCUCGAGACCGCGAAGGGCAGCCAGGCCCAGCUCCGGGCGAAGGUCCAGGCACAGGGCGCGGCCAUGGAGGCGCUGCACCUCCGGGCGGCCGCGAGUGGCGGCGCCGCCCAGCAGGCCCAGCACCUCACACAGGCAGUGGUUCUGUACAUGAAGGCGCUGAUCGGCACCUUCCUGGCCGCGGGGCUGGCGUGUGGCGGCUGCGUGGUGACGUGGCAGAAGCCGAGGCACUGUUGCCCGAGCAGCCGCGGCGAGGACGGUGGCGCGCCGAAGCUGGGCCUGAAGGCGCGCCGCCCGCCUGGUGCCGCCGCGCGGCCGCCACCCGUCGACGGCGCGGACGGCGAG